UCAGCCGUCAACACGUCACUCAGCAGCCCAAACAAACCAGACCACGCCCCUCCAGAGUGGCCAACCGACCAAGUUCGCGACGACCACAAUCACACAAGACACACACUCUGGCCGCAUUUGGGCCGAGCUUUGAACUGAUUGUCUCACGUCGAAGUUGGGCGUACCUAUCCGUCAACUUGCUGUCUCUCCAUAGCCAGAAACAAGGCCCUCGAGUUGAGACAUACGAUGCAAGUAUUUAGGGACCCGAACCCACCCACCGUUUUUCCGUGAUCCAUGACAACAGCAACAACUCGAUUCCUGGAUCUUCUGUUCCAUUACUUCUUCAUUCUUCCUGGAUCAGGUGGCUUGUGGUACGACCAUUAUUUCGAAUCAAGGCACUUGACGACUUAGACUACCCGUCUGCAGUUCAUGCGGACUUGUCCAGACGUGACACCCCCCGCCUCAGAACAUAUUUGCCUCUUCGACCUUUCGCCAGACCAGUACAGCACCCGGAACGGCUUCAGAAGGGCAUUACUCUGCUCAUAGCCCACCUGUAGUUCCUACAUUUUCCGCUAUCCCUGAGAUUACACCAACCUUGGCAACAUAACUUAUUCUGCUCAACUCGAUAUAGUUGAUGGAUAAGGUCGUCCACGCCACCUCCCUCCCGAUACUCCCCGGCGCCAUCAUGUCAAAAAAUGAUGCUCCUGAAGUGGAGCAGCUCUUCAAAGAGAAUGGCCGCCUCUAUCAGGUGUGGCCGAGGGACAGAUAUUUGCUUCCAGCAGAUCAAACUGAGCAAGACCGUCUCGACAUUUUCAGUCAAUUGUUCAAAAUAGUUCUUAACAACAAAUUACACACAGAUGCCUCGAAAGUGGAAGAGAAUUCUCAUGUUCUAGAUCUCGGCUGUGGGACUGGCCUCUGGGUUAUACUCAUGGCCCACGAGCUACACCCUAAACCAAGCCUUUUCAUAGGGGCAGACGUUCAAAUGACGCAACCGGAUCUAAUCCCAGCAACUGUCAGAUUCACACCAGCCGAUAUCGAAGCAGCCUGGACGGAAGAGAUGGUUCAACAUGCGCCCUAUGACCUGAUAAACUGCAGGUUGAUGAAGGGUGCUAUUCGUUCAUGGCCUGCUCUAUACGAAAAGAUUGCAGCUCACCUGAAGCCGGAGACAGGUGUUUUUGAACAAUUUGAAAUCGACUGGCAGUUCAGGUGUGACGACGGCCCUAUACCGCCAGCUUUAAAACAGUGGUCAGAUGAGGUCAUGCAGGCUAUGGACCAGCAUGGCAUGUCGAUUCGAUGCAACCGCGAAGAGACUCGGUCGAUGCUACUCAACCAUGGGUUCGAUGACGUUCAAGAGCAGGCCAUCGUGCUUCCCAUAAGUAAUUGGGCAGACGAUGAGCGUGGCAGAGAAAUUGGACGCUGGUUUAAUCUCGCCUUGAACCACAGCACUUUGCCAAUGUCGCUUGCGCCUCUGUUCCGCGUCAUGAAGAAGACACCCCAAUACAUCGACGAACUCAACAAGGCCGCAAGCCGGGAGCCCGAACCAGACCUUCCCGACGUCGGUGAAUUCAAAUAUGGCCAAAUUGACUUAUCAUUGUCCAGCUAG
Pyricularia grisea is the source of this 1582-nucleotide messenger RNA. RefSeq lists its product as uncharacterized. The coding region runs from base 614 to 1582 and encodes 322 amino acids. Gene Ontology annotation, molecular function: methyltransferase activity. The record is from RefSeq and is a predicted model, not a curated record. NCBI's taxonomy places the organism in Eukaryota, Fungi, Ascomycota, Sordariomycetes, Magnaporthales, Pyriculariaceae. The transcript has 8 exons.